This is a messenger RNA of Calypte anna (Anna's hummingbird), 445 nucleotides long. RefSeq names its product histone H4. Gene Ontology annotation, molecular function: DNA binding; protein heterodimerization activity; structural constituent of chromatin. The transcript has a single exon. The record is from RefSeq and is a predicted model, not a curated record. Gene Ontology annotation, cellular component: nucleosome. Bases 21 to 332 code for a protein of 103 amino acids. NCBI's taxonomy places the organism in Eukaryota, Metazoa, Chordata, Aves, Apodiformes, Trochilidae. Gene Ontology annotation, biological process: nucleosome assembly.
UUAUUGCUUCUUCGCUCAUCAUGUCUGGUAGAGGCAAGGGCGGGAAGGGGCUCGGCAAGGGAGGCGCUAAGCGCCACCGUAAGGUGCUGCGGGACAACAUCCAGGGCAUCACCAAGCCAGCCAUCCGUCGCCUUGCUCGGCGUGGCGGUGUGAAGCGCAUCUCGGGGCUGAUCUACGAAGAGACGCGCGGGGUGCUGAAGGUGUUCUUGGAGAACGUGAUCCGCGAUGCUGUGACGUACACCGAGCAUGCCAAGAGGAAGACGGUGACAGCUAUGGACGUAGUGUACGCCCUGAAGCGGCAGGGACGCACCCUCUACGGCUUCGGCGGCUAAAAGCUUUCCGUGCUGCAGACAAAUUUCGAAAACCCAAAGGCUCUUUUAAGAGCCACCCACUUGUUCUUAUAAAAGAGCUGUGUCCUUUAUGCGAGGUAUUACUCUGUGUUGUU